Molecule: messenger RNA, 1985 nt
Organism: Durusdinium trenchii
Lineage: Eukaryota; Dinophyceae; Suessiales; Symbiodiniaceae
Source: the annotation of a GenBank genome assembly
AGACAUGGACCACAUCUCUACCAACACUGCCAUGUAAUGGAGGAUGGGGGCGAAAGCCUACGACAAUUCUGUGAGGCGUGUGAGGUGAAGGGACCUCAAGCAGUCUUGUCACACUUCGAGGAGCGAGAGAUCUAUUGCUUGGAGGAUCUUCGCAAAGAAGAAGAUGAGGAGCUCCACAAAAGCUUGCGAUACAAUCGAGAUCUUGAACGAGGAGAUGCCAAAAAGGUCAUGUCUGGAUUGGAGCGUCUGAGAAAGCCCAAGGAAGACAAGACAUGUGGCGUGCCUUCGAUGUUGAAAGCCCAGCAAGCUGCCGUCGAAGUUGCCGACAGUGCAGCUGUGGACAAGCCAAGGAAAAUUAUCGAAGACAUCCUGCAGCGUCACCAUUUUGACUACCUCGACACCGUGACAAUUAUUCGUGAGGAGGAGGCCAUAGAGUGCAAACGAAGGCUGGAGGACUGUCUCAAAUCAUGGCUUUUAGAGCGAGCAGAGCAACGAGGAGCUGGCCCACAUGCUGCCAGGACAUGCAUCGCAGAUUUGCGUGAACCGGAAGAGCUUGACUCCUUGCGUCAAAAAGUGAAACGACUCAGAGAGGAGAGUGCGACACUGGCUAGACAGAACCAUCACCUCCUGCAACAAGGGCAGGAGAAGGACCAGGUGCAUCAGGAAGAGAUGGAGAAAAUGCAUGAAGAACAGCGCCGGUUUCUGUUGGAAAUCCAUUCUCAGAGACAGCGGCUGGAGGAUGCUGCGAGACAGCUGGAAGAGAAGAGCCAGGAGAAUCAUCAAAUCCAGGAAGAUUUGCUAGGGUGUCAGCAGGAGUUGAAGAGAAAGGAGAUGUCCCGGAUGGCCCAGCAAGAGAUGCCAGCGGCUUCUUGGAGUGACCCACACUUGAAAAAGGACCUGCCGGACGAGCGCCGGAAGGAAGGCUGUGAAUGCAGGAAGUUACAGGAAAUGCUCGCAAAAAAAGAGCAGUGCAUCGUAGAGCUUGAGGAACGUCUAAGCAACGCCCGGGUGGAGCUCCAAACCUGGCAGCGAGAAGCGGACCGUGGUGCCACUCAAAGAGUGCCAUUCAAAGCAGAAGGGGAGGAGUGCAAAGAGUUCAAAUCACAACCCCAAGGGUCUGCCCUCCAACCUCAUGCAACCUCAAUACGGCCGCGCAACCCCAUCAGCCAUGGUGCAGAGCAUGUCAAGGUAGGCUCCAAGAUCACGCUUCCAGCAGAAGGGGACCCACGACUACGUUACAUGCGUAUUGAGUGGUCGCCUCAGAUGCGGAAGCAUUGUGGCCGCGUGGGCGUCGUGAAGAAUCACUGGAGAGAUUCUGUUGAGGUGACAGUUGACAAUGAUACAUGGUUUUGGGAUUUGGAGGUCAUCCCAUCAGGUGCAGUCAGGUAUUGUUUUGAAGGAUGUCCGUUGCAGGACUUUCAAGUGUGUGGCAGAAAAUCGAAGUGCAGUGUGUGCAAAGUUGAUCUCCUGAGAGGUUUUGGGGCACUCAGGUGCAAGAGUCAUGAGUACACAGUUUGCAAGUAUUGCCAAGGUGUCACCACAGUUCCCGAAGUUGGAAGCAAGGUGGUCCGUGGGCCCUCGUUCAAGGCUCUUCAUGGAGAAUCAGUUGAGGUAAAGGAGGAGGAUCAAGGAAUUUGCAUCAGACAACCUGUUGAUGGCGAGGUGAAAGUGCGCUGGGAGAGAACUGGAUCAGAAUCUCACCAUCGGGUGGGGAAGCAUUACCAGGAUGUUUGGCCUGCUUCUGGCUGAGGAUUCUGCAGCGAAGGGAUGCCGAACACACCUUCCUCCCCGAAUGGGGGGGAUUUGUGCUGUACAGACGUUAUGGCAUUUGUCAAAAGCGCGAUGCUCCAUAGCACACGGCUAUACAUGUGGCAAACUUUUCAGAGCCCGAAGUGAUUCGUCAGGUUCGAUUUUGGCAAAACGGCUGUGCACGAAGCAGGCAAUUGCUGUGAGCUUGCGUUUGCCGGAGGACGCCUACGGGCAGG